GUGCACAAAAUUCCAGAGCCUCAGGUGAGGGGUCCACCCCAAACGCACUGUUCCUUCCGCCCCGAGCGCCCCGAAGUCACCAAAUUCCUGGGUUCCUCUACCUCCUCCUUCUUACUUAACCUCACCGCUGCCCAAACACCAGAGAUCUUAGGCUUACAUCUAACACACAACGCAUCCAAGACAUUCUCCACGAAUUACUCAAAACACCGUCGCAAACAUUUUCGCACGUCUCCAUAACUUACUCCUCCACAUUCGCCUCGAAACAAACAACACACAAAUUCUUUAAAAGGAUUUUUAACCCACUGGUCUGAAGAGCCAUCUCACCACACGCUAUCAAUCAACUUCUGCCGAUCAACACCCUCGACCCUUACCGAACUAUAUCAACUCUAGUCGAUAACCCGGAAUCAUUAUCAGAAAUGGCGCCAAUGAAUAAUCAGAAUUUGAAUUACAGUAGUAAUUACGGCGAGGCCGCUGCCCAGAAGGUCAAUGUCCUUGCCUCUUGCUACCUCGUCGACUCUGCUGCCAACCUCAAGGGCCUCCACUACUGCACUACCGGGGUUGCAGGGGCCGAGUGGUAUUCCUGAGGUCCCUUCCUCAGGACUACCCUCCCCUCCAACAAGCCCCCCCCUCGCCGCACUAACCUCGUCUAACGAGCUCGCCCUUCUGCCCAAGAGCAAGAAGCGCGAGAUCCCAGGCCGGCGCCUGGGUCGACGAGGGGGGGCAGCACUUUCGAUCAGGGAAGAAUGUGAGAGAUUCUUUUGCGAGUCCAUGAAGACGACUUUCCACGGUGAGAGGAAUUCGUCCAUGAAUGGCUCCGGCCUGUCUGGUGCUUUUUUACCAACGCCGCCGUCCGAUGACCGGCUCCCCGAACACUUCAAGCCUGUUUCUGAUGACAAGCUACCUGCCUACAAUAUUACCGCUUGGCUGGAGGUGUGGGACUAUGCCGGCGGAGCGAGCUUCCGUGCCUUUGUUGCUGAUGACGGAGAGGAGAAAUCUCUCUUUGUUUUCUUUGAUAUCGAAGGCGUACUUGGCCGAGACCUGAAAAAGGCGUAAGUAACACUGUUUCCAAAUCUUUGUCCAAAUGCUAAAUACUUGGUAGUCUGAUGGCACUUAUCGAACUGGCCGACGGUCCUCUGGACUGUGCCCAUAUUGUCACUUGCAUAGAUAGACGCAUCCUUGCGGACGACGUCCACUCUUUGACAAAGAGUCUACAGUGGGUUGGCUUCGACAUGGUUACUCUAGACCACUGGGCUCAUGGUCUUGAUGUCACGAGCAAGAAGUGGAUGUUGAUGGGUAUGGAGCUAUAGGCAUCAGCGCUUUCCUGUCUUUUGUGGAGUUAGGGAGCGGGUAUAUUUCCUUAGUUUCCGCUGUGUCAUGUUUCGUUCGUUGGUGUUUUCCAAAAUUUCGUCUGGAGGCUUGCUCGGCGAUUUGCUCUGCUAUUCUUGGAGAGAUCUGGUAGCAUCGGGCGUUGAGUCGCAGAAAAGGUUCGACGGCCCCAAGGCUUUUGGCGCAUCUCUCAUUUUCUUUGGACUUUGAGGGUGUAGGAGCUUAAAGGUGUUUGUGUCAUUCUGUAUCUUUCGCGGUGAUGACUUUCAAUGUAGUACAAACCUGCUAGGUAGUUGAGAUAAUACUAAAGCCAUUGUGUGCAAGUCAAAAAGUGUCUAUUAUUUGUUGUUUUGUUCUAUCAUUGAUGGUUCUAAAAUCAUUCCUCGAAUUGUCUAACUUUGAGACCCUUUUCCUUCAAGUAGUCCUUGACCUGUUUAACGGUGUACUCGCCGCGGUGGAACAUACCGGCACCCAAAGCAGCGUCCGUAGUAGUCUUCUCAAAGACUUCCUCGAAAUGAGCCGGGUUACCAGCACCGCUUGAGGCAAUGACGGGGAUCUUGAUAGCUCCCUUCACCUGGUUGAUGAGCUCAUGGUCAAACCCACUAUUGGUACCGUCCUUGUCAAUGCAGUUAAGAAGAAUCUCUCCGGCUCCCAUUGCUUCAACGGCUUGGGCAAGCUCGACAACAUCCAUGUCACGAGUCUCACGACCACCCUUGAUUGUGCAAGCGUACCAACAGUAUUCCUCGCCCUUAGGACCAGGGAACUGUGUCUUUAUGAUGUUGUGACGGGUGGCAUCAGGCUUGGGAACAUAGACACGCUUGGGAUCAACGCUCACAACGACGGCUUGGUUGCCAUAGGCGCGCGAGAUCUGCUCAAUGGCAGUAUUGCCGAAGAGCUUGCGGCCUAUAGAGUAGUACUCCUCAGCAGCAAGAACGGCAUCGGAACCGAUUGAGACCUUGUCAGCGCCAGACUUGAAAUACAUGCUAGCGAUCUCAAGCGCCGACACCUUUGUGCCGUCAGUAUCCAUGGUGUCACGAAUACCACCGCCGAUAGUCAAGGGCACAAAGACGGUGCGAGACGUUUGACGAAGAAUCUCGAGCAUAGGGAGAUCGGCAACAGGACAAUCUCGGAAAGAAGUGAUGUUAAGGAAAGUCACUUCGUCGGCGCCGGAUUCGUAGUAUUUCUUAGCCAUCUCGACAGGCUUGCCGAGGUUUCGCACGUUGCGAUCAUCACCCUUCUCGCGAACAUCGUACUGAUCACCCUUUGUAACGACCAAGUCACCCUGGUCAUUUGUCCUCACAUCUAGGCAGGCUAUGACUCGCCGUGUUAAGCUGUCCUCGAACUUGAUCGGGGCAUUGGCGACAGCCUCAUCAACCACGGUACCAAGAUUCUUUGCGCCUUCACCUGUGAGGAAAGCCCUGAUGGUUUUUAAACCUGCAGUACCAGACUUUUCGGGGUGAAAUUGGGUUGCAAAAAUGUUUCCCUUCGCAAUGGCGCCUACGAAAGUCUCGGUGCCAUAGGUUCCAGUAGCGACAGUCCACCCCUGGGACUCAAGCUCGCCCGGCUUGUAGGGGCAUUUGUAAGAGUGAACAUAGUAGUACUUUGAGUCUGGUUGAAGAUCGUACAUGGCUCGUCCAGCUGUGAAAGCAUUGUUCCACCCGAUGUGGGGGACGGAUUUACUUGAGUCUUCGAAACGGUCCAAGGAAGCUGGAACGACUCCGAGGCCGGGGACGUCGGGGUCCUCUACAGAACCCUCGAAUAGGGCUUGUAAGCCGACACAUACAGCGAAGAAUGGCUUUCCAUCAGCAAUGUGCUUUCGAACUGGCUCAAGAUAGCCAGCUUGGGACAGUUGGGAUAGACAAUGACCAAAGUGGCCGACACCGGGGAGGAUGAGUUUCUAAAAACGCAUCAGUCAUGGUGGACAAGAAAUUGAAUGGAAGUAUCGCCAAACCUCUGCCUUUGGAACGUCCUCCGGCGAUCUGACCCAUUCUACUUCGUAGCCAGACUUCUCAAUGGCAUUUACCAGGCUCCUGAUGUUGCCGGCGACAUAGUCCAAGAGAUGAACAGUGGGCAUUGUACCCUAGAUAUGAUGGUAAAUAUAUAAAGAAGAUAGAAGGUAUAAGGACCAGAUGUUGCUUUGGAAAGGUGAAUGGUGACUGAUAUAACACGAUGUACGACCGGACAAUUGUAGCGGUAGCUGACUCUAUAUCAAGUCCAGAGGUGUUUGAAGUCGUCAAGAUAAGUGUGACUGUUCAAACCCCAUUGAGACUCAUUGAAAUGUUAUAACAGCGAC
Molecule: messenger RNA, 3619 nt
Organism: Fusarium odoratissimum NRRL 54006
Lineage: Eukaryota; Fungi; Ascomycota; Sordariomycetes; Hypocreales; Nectriaceae
Exons: 2
Coding region: 487-1053 (188 amino acids)
Biological process (GO): positive regulation of protein catabolic process
Cellular component (GO): nucleus; cytoplasm
Molecular function (GO): ornithine decarboxylase inhibitor activity
Source: RefSeq, a predicted model, not a curated record